Penicillium malachiteum is the source of this 432-nucleotide messenger RNA. RefSeq lists its product as uncharacterized. The record is from RefSeq and is a predicted model, not a curated record. The transcript has a single exon. Lineage: Eukaryota; Fungi; Ascomycota; Eurotiomycetes; Eurotiales; Aspergillaceae. Bases 1 to 432 code for a protein of 143 amino acids.
AUGGUUACAAAUGACCGCCCGGCAUACAUCUUUGAUCAAUCCCGCUACAAAUACCAUACUGCGGUUGACAUCGACCGCAAGGAGAUCAUUCAAGCAUGUGAUGUGAACGGAGUCGCGGUCCAUAGUCGUGAACGGACGAUUCGCGACUUGAAUGACACCGACAUGAUCGCUGGCGUCAAUGCAUCGAAUCCAUUUCAGAAAGCACAGGUCGUUCUGGAUAACCCUGACGCGGACCGACUGAUUGGAGAGAUGAUGAUCUCUGAGAAAAGAGAAUUCUUUUGGUGUUAUCUUCAUGGGUUGAUGCACAUAUCGGGACUCGAAGUGACAUUAUUUGCAAGUUGCUUCUGUGGUCCCGAUCUAACCAUUGGAAGAUACGGUGGCUGGCCAUUGACAACAGAGGAAGGUCACAAUGUACAUAUCAAUAUUUCUUGA